GCUUGAUCGAGCUGGCUGUCCUCAGUUCAGGCGCUCGGAGAGCUCGCCGUCAUUCUGCGCAAGCGUCGAGGCGGCGGUAGAGGCAGCAGCGCCGAUAAGCGCUCUGUGUUGAAUUGGCUACGCAGCUUGAGUGGCGCAGAGCUGGCGUCUCUUCGCUGCGUGGAGGACGUAGGUUUCGUCAAGACGCUGCUGCACAUGGCUGCGUGUUCCAGAGCUUCAGUAGGAGGUGGUACGUGUGUACAGGAGUUCCAGCUAUUGCCACAUACGCUUAGUGACACUGGUAGCGUCCAGAAUAAGCGCGUAGCAGCCAAGACGCCUCCCAGAUCCGCUGCAAGGGCGUUUGUGAAGCGACCAGUGGUGCGUACGAAAGAUGGAUAUAUAAUGGGAAGUUUUCAUACUCAGGAGUAUGAGGAAGGCAGCAAGAAGGUGCUGAGAGGCAUGAGAGUGCUUAAUACGCUGCAGUCGUGCGAUACGGUGGCUCUAUCGAUGGAGUUUUUAUCCAAGAAGGAAGGAGAUGUUUCUGUUGAGUUUUUACAGUUGAUAGAAGUGAUUUCCAAGGGUGGAUUUUUGAUGGAAUGUCCGGAGGAUGUUACGUUGAAGCAUGAGACAAAGUGGCUUAAGGAGCAAGGACAUUAUUCAUUACAAGCUCUCUGGAGCUCAAUAUUUGGGCAUUUUGGAAGCAGUAUAAGAAAGACGUGA
This is a messenger RNA of Phytophthora infestans T30-4, 699 nucleotides long. RefSeq lists its product as uncharacterized. NCBI's taxonomy places the organism in Eukaryota, Oomycota, Peronosporomycetes, Peronosporales, Peronosporaceae. The record is from RefSeq and is a predicted model, not a curated record. Bases 196 to 699 code for a protein of 167 amino acids. The transcript is spliced from 4 exons.